AAGGAAGAUGCUCCGAUGAUGUCAGACGGUCGCCGCCACGUCAACGGCAACUCCAGGUCUGACAAAAAAUCUGCAGACGACCAGCCACGAUGUAGGAUCAGCAUCCGGGACCUGCGCUGGUUCAUGACCUUUCUCUGUCUGAUCAACUUUGCAGAGGGCAUACACAACGGGAUAUUUGCCGGCUCGGUGACCAGCGUUCAGCGGCGCUUCCAGAUGAGCAGCGCGACCAUGGGCCAGAUCCUCAGUAUCGGGGAGAUCGGGAGGAUCACGUCACUUCUCCUCGUCACGUACUUAAAGUUCGGUAGUCACGGCAACCGCCCGAGAAUCAUCGGCAUUUCCGGCGUGGUUAUGGCCGUUUCGACCUUCAUGGCGGCCCUGCCACAUUUUCUGAUGGACCGUUACCGUUAUGACGACAGCAGCAAUGGCGGCAACUUUACCGACAGCGGCGUGUGCCACGCUGGGAACGAGAGUAGUGUGAGCAUGCGCAGUGAGUCUGAUUCCUGCGCUGAUGACGAGGCUGCGACCAUGAGCGGCAUGACGUCAUUGUUCCUGGUCUCCAGGGUGAUGAGCAAGUUGGGGUCCAGCGCCACCUCCACGCUCGGCUACCCGUACUUAGACGACCACCUGCCUCCGGCAACCACAGGACUUUGGGUUGGGAUAAACAUCUGUAUGUUGGUGAUCGCGCCUGUUGCUGGGUUCAUCAUCAGUGGUGCGUUUCUGAACAUGUACGUGGAUAUUGGAUGGGUUGACCUCUCUACGGUGACUAUCACUCCCAGGGAUCCUCGGUGGGUCGGAGCGUGGUGGGCGGGGUUCCUCGUCUGCUCCGCCGCCUUCUGUUUGGUCAGCGUCCCCUCUUCAUGGAUCCCGUUAGCCCUGAAGCGGCUACUUCUGAACGGUGUGUACAUGGGUGUGGUGUUCUGUGUGGUGAGCGAGCUCAGCGCUGGACAUGGACUAGCCACGUUCAAAGCCAAGUUCAUGGAAGUACAGUAUAGCCUGACAGCCUCACAGGCUAACUUCUUAGUAGGUGCGGGCAUGGUGACAGGAUCGGCCGUUGGGUUACUCCUAGGCGGUUAUCUGGUGAAGAAGUUUAAUUGGACAACCGUUGGCUGUAUCAACUUCUUCGUGGUGGUUGAGAUCAUGGCCCUGGUCUUGUACUCUUCACUCUACGCUUUCGCCUGCGACAGUCUACAAAUGCCAGGGGUCACAGUUCCGUAUUGGAGGUGGGUAAAACUACAACUAGAGGGCAUCACGAAUUUCUCUAAUGACACUAACAACAACGCCAUUCUCACCCUCAACUCGUCUUGCAACGUUGACUGCGCAUGCUCAGAGACGUCCUUUACCCCAGUCUGUGGUGCCGACUGGAAGACGUACUUCUCGCCGUGCAUGGCGGGAUGUAAGGAGACAUCCGGGCCCGGGAACUUCAGCAGCUGCAGCUGUAUACCUCUUGAUGUAGUCGCCACGCCGGGACAGUGUCUGUCUGCCUGUUCAGCCAAGUCCAUUCAUUACAUGGUGGUCACAGCUUUUAUCGCUGUCCUGACCGGAAUGGGACACACUCCAGGAGUUAUCAUCGUAUUGAGGUCUGUGAAGAAGGCAGACAAGACGUAUGCCCUGGGGCUACAAAAUCUCUUCACGGAACUUCUCGCCGCCAUCCCAGCUCCCAUUUACUUUGGCGUCGCCAUUGACAACGCCUGCCUGUUAUGGCAGUCCGUUUGCGGAAGCCGCGGUGCAUGCUGGGUAUAUGAUACCGCCAGCUUCCGGAACAUUUUCAUUGGGAUGGUUACAGGUAUCAAAGGCCUGACCAUCAUCUUCCUCGUGAUAUCUCUGUUCUUCGCGCAUCGCGGGAGGAGGCGGGGUACGCUGGCGGACUAUGGUGACGAUGGCGCCGAGGGAGAGCCUGACAUCGCCGCGGCGGCCUCCAUGGCUUCCCUCAACGUAGGGACGUCACCGUUAGAUUUUGGCUAUAGGGAAUUCGUGGAAGAACACGAAACAUCGCUUUAGACAUGUUUCAUUUGAAGAUGAUGUAUUAGCUUACCUAACACAGUGUGAGUUACUGCUCCUUGGCUUCAUCAGCUGCUUCCUUCUGUCCUCGUGGGUUUCGCCCCCUAUAGCAGGACCCACUCAGGAAGGCGGGGCAGCAGUGCUGGCCAAACACUGCUAGCCAAGGUUCUUCGGGAUCCACUCUCCAUCUGUGCUCUUGACCCAGAGCCAUCGGGAUGCUCUCUCUGCCUCCUCUGCGACUCUCUUUGUCACUUCCCUCCUUCUUCUGCCCUUCACCCCUACCGCUCCUAACAUCCUCCAUGUUGACUGGCAGAUGAAACCUCUCGUUCCCACCUCCACGGGGAAGCACAUCGCUCUCCAUCCCUUGUCUUUACAUGACUGCACUAGGUCUCGGUACUUUAGUGCCUUCCUCUCAUGUGCCUCUUCUACUCUUUCCUCCCAUGGGACUGUAAGUUCAAUCAUGGUCACUUUCUUUGCCUGCCUUGACCACAGAACCAUGUCUGGUCUGAGGUUUGUUGCC
Messenger RNA from Branchiostoma belcheri (Belcher's lancelet), 2518 nucleotides. Its product is annotated as solute carrier organic anion transporter family member 3A1-like. Gene Ontology annotation, biological process: sodium-independent organic anion transport; transmembrane transport. Gene Ontology annotation, molecular function: protein binding. The record is from RefSeq and is a predicted model, not a curated record. Gene Ontology annotation, cellular component: membrane. NCBI's taxonomy places the organism in Eukaryota, Metazoa, Chordata, Leptocardii, Amphioxiformes, Branchiostomatidae.